This is a messenger RNA of Klebsormidium nitens, 1975 nucleotides long. Lineage: Eukaryota; Viridiplantae; Streptophyta; Klebsormidiophyceae; Klebsormidiales; Klebsormidiaceae. The record is from the annotation of a GenBank genome assembly.
GUCCAAGUUCACAUGUACCCUGGCAACUGAACUAGUAGGGAGAGUGGCGUGAAAGCCCAUUGUCGCUUUGCAGUGCAUGCAGCUUGUGGCUCGAGCUUGUGGCGCCCACCAGUUUCGCCUUGUGAGCGGAGCCAAAAUGUAAAUGAAAGCAUACUAUUGCAGGGGUGAUCAUAAAGUAAGAACCCUUUGGUGCGUCUUCUUGCGCUUCCAGCUAUAGUAAUAGUGAAGCCUGCACGUCGCUCGUCUGUCGCAUCAAGGUGAAAGUCUCAUCAGCUCGUGUUCAAAGCCUGGAACCUUCACAAGGAUAUGAAAGGCAAUGCUGGUCGCAAUUGUUAGUCUUUGGUCUGUGUCGGUGAUUGGGAGAAAUGGCACAAGGAGCUUACCAGCUUGCUCAAUCUUACAUCCAUAACUCGACCACGUGGGGUCGAUCGCUCAAAGGGCAGACCACCUUUGGGCUGCUAGAUCCAAGCCAUCAAACAUGUCUUCAAUUAGGGUUUGGCAAUCGGUUACCCGUGCCAAUACAUAGUCAUCGGCAAAUUCUCCUUUCUCAAUGCAUGCAAACGAUUACAGCGUUUGGAAAAGAAUGCAGAGGCUCUAAUGGAACGCAGAAAAGUCUGUGGGUUGAAAGCGGAAGAAAAAAAGGGGCGGUGAAAACCAGCGCGUUGGGUUCAGACGUGGGGGCGGAAGCAGGAGUGUCGAGGCCCCCAUGCAAGAGCAAUCUGGGUUGCUUUCUGGGCAGCGAUGUGGAAAGCGAUGAUGAAUCGAGUAUCCCCCGUCCGCCCCGACCUUCCCCGUCCCCGCCAGUUCCGCAGAACCAGGGCUUUCUUCAACACCGACUGUGGCAAGACAUGACAACCGAGGACUUCAAAAACUUCGAGGACAUUGAGAACGUGGUGGCCAUUCUACCGGUAGCUGCGAUCGAACAGCACGGGCCGCAUCUCCCGGUCUGCACGGACGCCUGCAUAAACGAGGGCGUCCUGAGGCGAGCCCUCGAGCUGUUACCCCAGAACGUCCCCACUCUAGUUCUUCCCGCCAUGCCCAUUGGCAAAUCCAACGAGCACCUCGCCUUCCCCGGCACGCUUUCCCUCAGCGCAGCAACGCUGACCGCCCUUUGGACAGACAUUGGACAGUCCGUGGCGAAAGCUGGCGUCCGAAAACUGGUCCUUUUCAACUCGCACGGCGGUCAGCCCCAGAUAAUGGACAUAGUCGCCCGCGAGCUGCGCAUCCGCUGCAACAUGUUCGUGGUGACUUUGAGUUGGUUCAGUUUCGGCACGCCGGAGGGCCUCUUUCCGAAGCACGAGAUCCGGCAUGGGAUCCAUGGGGGCGCCGUCGAGACGUCCAUGAUGAUGCAUCUGCGGCCGGACCUAGUUAAGCACGACAAGUGCCGCAACUUCGAAUCGCUGACCUCCAAGAUGGAGAACGAGGGGUACCGACGAUUGCAAGCGGAGGGGGGCGUCGGGUUCGGUUGGCAAAUGCAAGACCUACACGAGUCGGGUGCGGCAGGGGACGCCACAAAUGCGGACGCCGAGAGGGGAGAAGAGUUGGUGGAAUUUGCCGCGGAGCGGCUAGUAGAGUUGCUGGGCGAGGUUCACCGUUACCCGUUGAGUAACAUCAGGUCGAGAGAUGGCGUUGCGGAGGCGUUGGAACUGGCUUCGAGUCACAACGGGAGGUGGCGGCCGAACGGAUGACGGAUGUGUUGCGAGGAGUUGGCGCGUUCGCUUAAGUUGACAUUACAAUCGAAUCAGGACCGCUUGAUUGGGCAGAUUGCCCCCCAAUGGAUCCAGCUUUCAGUGUACAGUAGUAAAGAGGUCAACGGGAUCCUCUCUGGUUGGCUUUUGCCAGCGUUUGGUCCUUCUGUCAAUCAAGCCUCACGAGAAGAAGUGCGGCUGGCCAGCAGUGCCGCAUGCGCAAUAUACAGUUAUUGUACCUCAAUUGAAAACAUAUAUCAAUUAAGCGUUUACCAUCAAUGUUUACG